AUCAGAGCCUCCUCUGAGGGAGUGAAAAUUGAGAGUGAGUGACACCCAAACAGAACCCAAACACCUUGAACCCCAAAAAUGGAAUCUGGUUCUAGUUUCACAGCAAAAACACUAGUUUUCAAUGGUCAUAACUACCCAGUUGGGUCAGUCAAAAUGAAGGCUUAUCUAAGGGCCUUCAACCUUUGGGAAGUGGUGGAAACUGACCAACAGCCACCACCUUUAAGGCAGAAUCCCACCUUGGCUCAGAUAAAGCAACAUACUGAAGAAGUUACGAAAAGGUAUAAAGCCUUGACUUGUAUUCAUUCUGCAGUAACUGAUGAGAUUUUUGACAGAAUUAUGCGCUGUGAAACAGCCAAAGAAGCCUGGGACUUGUUGAAGGUAGAGUUUCAAGGUGACAGCAAGGGAAUUCAGAUGCAAGUUUUGAAUCUGAAAAGGGAAUUUGCUGUUUUGAGGAUGAAUGAGUUUGAAACUGUCAAAGAGUUUUCAGAUAGAAUAAUGAAGAUUGUGAAUCGAAUCAGAUUGUUGGGUGAUGAAGAACUCUCUGAUAAGAGGGUUGUUGAGAAGGUGUUGAGAAAAGCCUUAAGGUCCGAAAGCAAUGUGGAAGGUGCUAUCUUGGCUACCGAAAAGGGUAAAAGCCAACAAAAGGAAGGAGCAAAGAAGCAAUUUUUUUAUAAGAAAUGGAAAGAAAAGAAGGAGUUUCAAAGAGGUUUUAAGGGCGGUAGAUACAAGGGUAAAAAGGAGUCAUUUCCUCCUUGUAUUCACUGCAAAAAGACAUCUCACACAGAAAAUUUUUGCUGGUUCAGGCCUGGUGUUCAGUGUAGGUCUUGUAAGCAAUUCGGUCAUGUUGAAAAGGUUUGCAAAUCAAAAGCAGACUCUACAGCACAAGCUCAGAUUGCAGAGAAACUUGAUCAACAGGAGGAGAAGUUGUUUGUGGCCACUAAAGUGGAAGCUUGCUGUGCUAUGAAUCUCAGUUGUAAUGUUUGGUUGAUAGACAAUGGAUGUACUCACCAUAUGACUCCAAAUGAGAGCUGCUUCAAAAGCCUUGACAAGAGUUUUACCUCUAAAGUCAGAUUGGGUAAUGGAGAGCUAGUAGAAGUCAAAGGAAGGGGAGUAGCAACUGUUGAUACACCAAUAGGUAUCAAGCUUAUUUAUGAUGUUUUAUUUGUUCCUGAGAUUAGCUACAGCCUUAUUAGUGUUGCUCAGCUUGUUGAAAACAAAUACUCUUUGCACUUUCAUGACAAGCUAUGUGAUGUAUUUGAUGAAUUUGGAAAUUUGUUGUUAUCUAUUAAAAUGCUUGAUUAGGAGUUUUCCUAUUGAAUGGAAAGAAACUCAGAUACAGGCUUGCGUGAGUACUGUUGAUAAUUAUUGUGUCUGGCAUAAGAGGUUUGGUCACUCUAGUUAUCAAUCUUUGCUAUUGAUGCGAAAAAAGAGCAUGGUUUCUGGUAUGCCUCUGAUUCAUGUUGAUGAACAUGUUUGUAAAGUGUGUCAACUUGGUAAGCAAUCGCAAUUGCCUUUUCCAUCUGGUCAAGCUCACAAAGCUUCUAUGAAGUUGUAGCUAGUUCACACUGACAUUUGUGGUCCUAUGAAGACUGCUUCUUUAAGUGGAAAUAGAUAUUUCUUGAUUUU
Messenger RNA from Rubroshorea leprosula, 1626 nucleotides. Lineage: Eukaryota; Viridiplantae; Streptophyta; Magnoliopsida; Malvales; Dipterocarpaceae. The record is from the annotation of a GenBank genome assembly.